GGAAACUAACAUGUGGUUUUCUCAAGCUACAAGAAGACAACUGUUCAAACUCGAUUUAACCUUCAAGAUGUUUGACAUGCACAAGAGCAUAGCUUGGUUCGCCUUAUGCAAUUUAUGUGCAUCUUUAAACGACCAGUCCCAUUGCCAGGAUUCCUGUGACACUGUGAUGAUCAGUGCCUCCCUGCGGUCCUCUAUCCUCCUACCCUGCCAUGCUCCCUUCCUCGGUAGAACUGACUGGAUGCUGUGGGUCCAAAACACUGGAGCACCUCUUGUUAAUCUGUCGUCUCAAGGGAAGGUUUGGUUCUUGGAGCCCAGGGAAGGUCGGGUGAAAACCUUCCCCAAUGAGGGCUCCAGGGGGAACUACACCAUCCGGAUCGACGGCCUUCAAGAGUCGGACCUGGGAUGCUACCAGUGUGGACCAGCUGAUGCAUGUCACCAAGUGGUAGUUCAAAAAGAGGAAGUUGAUCUGUGGCUUCCUCUGUGCAUCACCGCUGGCGUGACCACAGUCAUCCUGUUUGUAUGUUUCUGCUGUUCAUUCUCAAGUGAGUUAUUCCAUUUCACACUACGUAAGACAACAUAUCAUUUAAAAACGGUUGACUUAAUCGAUUGGUCCAUGUUUUAAGCAGAGGGCUGUUGGAUCAUUUAGGUCAUUUAUUGGCACAGUCAUUGAUUAUUUACUAUGAAACAAAAUCUGUAGGCCGUCAUUUGUGACUCUAACAACAAUUGUAGAAUUGUACUUAUUAAAUGGGAAAUAGGAGCAAAUUGAAAAUAGAUAAUGGACGUGCAUGAACAAUGUAAAUAAUAAAGAUCUAUUUAAUGCAAUUAAGGACAUAUUCUUACUUCUGUGACAGGGUGUAAAGGGUGUUCCCUGUCACAGAGAGGGACCCGUAAGAGACAAGGUAUGAGGUCGGGCUAAGCAUGCACUCAAUGCAAUAUAAUCAAAGGACUUAUGUAAACCCACAAACAGAACUACGUUUCAGAUACUGCCAUUCUACAUUGUAAAAAUGUCAUCUAUCAUCAAGUUGAGGGUUAGGGUUAGGUUGAGUUCAUGCUGACUUUAUUUAGGUUCUUGCUGGUAGUCCAACAGUAUUCAUCCAUUGCUGUUGGAUUUGGGGUUUUAUUUUUAUUUUUGUUCCUAAGAAAACGAUGAGCAGGACCCUGCAGACAUUGGUCUAUCUGAGGACGAGCGCCUGGCCAGAAAUCAGGAUCAAGGUCCCCCAGAAACCAUCAAUGAUUAUGAGGAACCGAGUGAAAGUGUCGCCCCAUGUAGGCCAGUCAGGGGACACCCGCAGCUCGAACGUACCAGGAGUACCGAGAGAAAUCAUGCCCUGCUAAACCGAGAAAUAUUCAGCAGACUACGACAAGCAAGUCGUCAUUUUUACGUAAAUCAAGAUGAUAUAAUCCAGCAAAGGAUUUCCGCUCAAAAAGAAAGAAGACCCAGAGCAGGUCUUCGGGGAAAGAAAGCUAAACAGAGAUAUGAAAACCCAAUUUACAACAGCAGCCCCAGCCAAGUCAAUCAUCUUUAGAAAAAACUAAUUUCAAUGUCUGCUAUUAUUGGCUUUUUUAUUUUGAAUUGAAAAUGAUGAAUAAUUAAUGACAUUCGUUUUAUGUUAUUAUUAAUUGUAAGUAUUUGAUAUUUAUUUAUGUCUCUUGAUUCUUAUAAAGUUUGAAACUCUCCUUUCAUUGUCCAGGAAUGUGAUUGUAUUGCGUGAUCCCAUGGUGCAUUUUUUUCCACCAGGCCCCUACCCGACUGAGCUCAUUUCUAAACAUAAUUAUAAUCAACAUAAUACCUAAACUCAAACUUCCCAGACAUGUAUUUUAAUUUCAUUACUUUUAUGUUAUACCUUUGAUUGAAUUUGUCUUUGUCAAAUUGAUCAAUAAAGGACAAAAGAGAAUACCAUCCUGUGUUGGCUUUAGGAUAAUUAGAGUAAAUGAGAAACAUCUGGUGGUUUAGACCAAUCUGCUGACCUAAUUUAACAUUAUGACCUGUACUCACAAUAAUAUUCAGUGCAGAUUAAUCCAAUUCUCCCUGUUGUAUUUACUUUAUAUAUGCAAAGUAUGUUGUUCCUCAAAACCAUUCCAAAUGGGGGAUUAUUCUGGAAAAAACAACACUUUACUUUGCCAGAAAGACUUCAUGUCUUUUUUUAUAUCAAAACAGCAGGUCGAAAAUCUCCCCUUUGCAAUUCAUGUUCAAGAUGAACAAGGCAGGAGUUAUGAAGCCAUGGCCAUUGCUCAUCAAUGCCACUACUUAUUCCAAGAAACGGAUAACUUUGUCAUCCUUACGGUUUCUUACCAUGGCUGUUUUGUGACAAGACAAAAACAUUUCAGAACUUUGAAUGUUCUCAUUAUACAAUUUGCAAACAAUGGCAGGAUUCAUAUAGGGAGGCCAACCCUUGUGAGAUGCAUUACUGAACAGAAAGAGGAAAUAACAGAACACAAAGCGCUUCCAAAGUCCCCACAAUUAACCAAGCCCUGUGACAAAAAUGGAUUCAACAUCGUUAUUCACAAGAAUGCCACAGUGAUCCCUUUGAAUCUGGACACCAUCCGGAUCCCCUCGAACCGGAGCGUUAAGUGUAAACCCAAAACUAGAUCCAUCAACUCUGUCACUUUCAGCUUUCCCUUCACUGAAUGCGGUACCCAGUCUGUGGAGAUGAACAACAGCAUUAUCUAUUGGAUCAACAUUGGUGCAAGAAGAGUCCUUCACCGCUCUACAAUAAGAACAGUUCCCUUUCGACAGACGGUGAUGUGCAGCUUUGCCUUGCCGAGCAUGUCUCUGCUGGACGUGACGAUCUUGGACCAGAAGCCAGAGCAUCAUUCAGCACUCAAGAGUGAUGGAACCAUCACGGCAGAGCUGAGGUUUGCUAAAGAUUCUUCCUACAGGUCCUUCAUCACGUCACGCAGCCCACCAAAAGCCAUUCAACUGGGACAGCCUGUUUACGUUGAGGUGCAUCUUCUCAAAUGUGAGGACGGAGCGCUGGAGCUGCUGCUUGAGGACUGCUGGGCCACGCCCACUCACGACCCGGACCACACCCUGAGAUGGAACCUGCUCGUUAAGCGGUGUCCUUUUGGCGGGUAUAGCCAUGAAGGGACUCUUUUGUUGCCGGUUAAGUCGAGCAAGGAGGUGAGGUAUCCAUCACUUCGAAAGCGCUUUGUCACCAAGCUCUUCUCGUUUGUGAAUGUGCCCCCAGGGUGGAAAAGACUGGUGUAUUUCCACUGCAAUAUAGAGAUAUGCAAAGGACAAGAUUGCACACAAUGUGACAAUAAAAGAGUACUACAAACAAGACAGGCAAGAAGUCAGAGAAUCCUGCCUGAUAUAGUCUCGGCUGGACCCCUUAUCCUUCUACUAAAUAAAUGACCUGCUGUGUGUUCAACAUGGACCUAUCAAAGAAGGUUUACAACUGUUCACCUGAUCAAUAAACAUGGAAGGCUGCUGACGGAAACGAUGUGUCACGUGUUCAUGUUUCAGCCAAUACCAGCGCGAUGUCAAAUGUUUUGCGGAAGUUACUUUUCAAGUAGGCAUUUUCGAAACGAAAACCAAGGUAGGCUUUUUUGGAGCCAAGUUAAAAUAAUGCCUUAAUGUUUACCAUCACGUGAUAAGUUAGACAAUUCUAUAUUAUUUGUUACUUUUAUUUUGGCGAAAAGAGGAAACCUUUUAUACACUUUCGCAUCAUGUCAAAGCCAAAUAAGCAUGAAAGUAAGCAUGAAAGUAAGCGUGGAAGUAAGCGUGAAAGUAAAGGUUGUGUUGAAGCGCAGUGCCUGCCCAUCCUUCAACACAAAGCCACACUUACAAAGCUGGUGAAGGACAACGUGUUCCUUGUUGUGACUGGUGAAACCGGCAGCGGGAAAACCACACAACUUCCUCAGUAUUUGUAUGAAGCAGGUCUAUGGAAGGGGGGUAUGAUAGGGAUCACCCAGCCGCGGCGGGUGGCGGCUAUCACAGUCGCUCAGAGGGUCUCUCAAGAGAUGCACUUCACCUUGGGCAAAGAAGUGGGCUAUCAAGUGCGCUUUGAUGACUGUACAUCCCAGGCUACGGUGGUGAAGUACAUGACAGACGGCUGCUUGUUAAGAGAGAUCCUGGCAGAUCCUGGCCUUUCCCAAUACAGUGUUGUGAUUUUGGACGAGGCCCACGAGCGAAGUCUCAACACUGACAUUCUUUUAGGUUUGUUAAAGAAAACCCUCCUUCAGGCUGAUAAAGGCUCCAAGGACGGCUCAGUCCGGCUGCGCGUUGUGGUGAUGUCUGCCACGUUGGAGACGGAUAAGCUCUCCACCUUCCUCGGCCACUGCCCCGUGUUCACCAUCCCUGGAAGGACCUUCCCUGUGACCAGCCGGUUUGGUAACGCCAUAGGCCCCAAAGAAGUCGACAGCUCCAGAUACGUGAACGAGGUGGUGAGAGUAGCCCUCGAUGUGCACGUCAGUGAGGUGGCAGGGGACAUUCUGGUUUUCUUGACGGGUCAAUCCGAAAUUGAAAAGGCCUGCGACAUGUUGUAUGAGAAGGCAGAAAGUAUAGACUACCGUUAUGAUGUUCAGGACCAAACAGUGGAGGGACUUCUGAUCCUGCCUCUAUAUGGAUCCAUGCCCACUGAUCAACAAAGGCAGAUCUUUCAAGCGCCCCCUUCUGGAAUAAGGAAGUGUGUGGUGGCCACCAACAUCGCAGCAACAUCUCUAACUAUCAAUGGAAUAAAGUACAUUGUUGACAGUGGGUUUGUGAAACAGCUCAACCAUAACUCGAGGGUAGGCAUGGACAUACUGGAGGUGGUGCCUAUUUCCAAGAGUGAGGCCCAACAGAGAGCGGGCCGCGCUGGAAGAACUUCGGCUGGGAAGUGCUUCCGCAUCUACAGCAAUGAAUUCUGGGAGAAGUGCAUGCUUGACUACACGGUGCCAGAGAUCCAGAGGGCGAGCCUCACCAGCGUCGUCCUCACGCUGAAGUGCCUCGGGGUUCACGACGUUAUCAGGUUCCCUUACCUGGAUCGUCCAGAAGAGCGGUUGCUAUUGGAAGCCCUCAAGCAGCUCUACCAGUUUGAUGCUAUUGACAGGAGAGGCCAGGUGACCCAGCUGGGUAGACUGAUAAUGGAGUUCCCCCUGCAUCCGGGCCUAACCAGGGCUCUGCUGAAGGCUGCAUCCUAUGGAUGUGAAGACAUUCUCCUCCCCUUGGCCGCCAUGCUUUCGGUGGAGAACGUCUUCAUCAGACCAGGGCAUCCAGAGAAGCAAAAGGAAGCAGAUAAGAAGCAAAGAAAUCUGGCUGCCCAGUCGGGCGGUAUGAAUGACUUUGCCACCCUACUGAGUGUGUUUCAGUGGUGUAAAGCCAGCGAUUCUCCGUCAGCAUGGUGUAAAGAGAACUGGAUCCACUGGAGGGCGCUAAAGUCAGCUUUCAGCAUAGAGACUCAGCUGCGGGAAAUUCUGCUCCGGCUACAACAGAAGAAAGAUUUCCCUGUGGAAACGUUUACUGGCAACAAAAGUGAACUGUUCAGAAGAUGCCUCUGCACUGGAUACUUCACCAAUGUUGCUAGGAGGUCUAUUGGAAAGUUAUUUUCCACAAUGGAUGGUCAUGGAACCGCAGUUCAUGUUCAUCCGUCAUCUUCGUUAUUUGACCAGGAGGCGGAGCUGGACUGGGUCAUCUUUCAUGACAUGAUGGUCACCUCACGGGUGUACCUCAGGACAGUGUGUCCGAUCCGCUACGAUUGGGUGAAGGACCUGCUGCCUAAGCUUCAUGAGGUUGAUGCCUAUGAACUGAGCAACAUAGCAAGGGAAGAGGUCAAUGAGGAGGAGCUGGCCAAAUUGGAAUCGAAGGAGGCAAAGAGACAAAAAGAGGGAUUGGAUGAAGACACGGCAAAGAAAUUGGAGAAGCGAAACGACGAGACAUCAGUCGGAGACGCCCGCGCUCGCUACCUGCAGAGAAAGUUAGAACGACAACAUAAAGUGUGACGUAACAACACGCAGUCAACACCAAGGAUGCCCUUCAACACCAGGGUGGAAGUCCCAGUGCCGCAGAGAAGAUGAAUGAAUCAUAAAUGAUGAUCCAUUCACGCUCAAAACAGGAGCUUUUUAAGAUAGGUUUUACAGUGUAUAAUAAAACGUACAAACUUUUUUAAAAAGAA
Molecule: messenger RNA, 6095 nt
Organism: Gadus macrocephalus (Pacific cod)
Lineage: Eukaryota; Metazoa; Chordata; Actinopteri; Gadiformes; Gadidae
Gene: dhx40
Product: DEAH (Asp-Glu-Ala-His) box polypeptide 40
Exons: 32
Coding region: 3670-5922 (750 amino acids)
Cellular component (GO): intracellular anatomical structure
Molecular function (GO): ATP binding; RNA binding
Source: RefSeq, a predicted model, not a curated record